AACACUGGAGGCUCUAAGAUGGCGGCAGUGGCAACCUGCGGUAGUGUUGCCGCGAGUACUGGGUCUGCAGUGGCGACAGCCAGCAAGAGCAACGUCACCAGUUUCCAGAGGAGGGGUCCUAGAGCCAGCGUGACCAACGACAGCGGCCCUCGACUGGUGUCCAUUGCGGGCACGCGACCGUCGGUGCGGAAUGGACAGCUGCUGGUAUCAACCGGGCUCCCAGCCCUAGACCAGCUCUUAGGUGGAGGUUUAGCCGUUGGAACAGUUCUUCUAAUUGAGGAGGAUAAAUAUAAUAUUUACUCACCUUUGCUCUUCAAGUAUUUCCUGGCAGAAGGAAUUGUCAAUGGGCAUACUUUGUUGGUUGCAUCUGCUAAAGAGGAUCCUGCCAACAUUUUACAGGAACUUCCAGCACCAUUACUUGAUGAUAAAUGUAAAAAGGAAUUUGAUGAAGAUGUAUACAAUCAUAAAACACCAGAAUCUAAUAUUAAGAUGAAAAUAGCUUGGCGUUACCAGUUAUUACCCAAGAUGGAGAUUGGACCAGUAUCAUCUUCAAGAUUUGGUCACUAUUAUGAUGCAUCAAAAAGAAUGCCACAAGAACUAAUUGAGGCUUCAAAUUGGCAUGGAUUUUUUCUUCCAGAGAAAAUAUCUUCAACUCUCAAAGUAGAACCCUGUUCUUUGACCCCUGGCUACACAAAGCUGCUUCAGUUUAUCCAGAACAUCAUUUAUGAGGAAGGAUUUGAUGGAUCCAAUCCUCAGAAAAAACAGAGAAACAUUUUAAGAAUAGGAAUUCAGAAUCUUGGCUCACCUUUAUGGGGAGACGAUAUUUGCUGUGCAGAAAAUGGUGGCAACAGUCACAGCCUUACCAAGUUCCUCUAUGUUCUCCGUGGUCUUCUGAGAACCUCUCUUUCAGCCUGCAUCAUCACAAUGCCAACACAUCUGAUCCAGAAUAAAGCCAUUAUUGCCCGUGUCACAACCUUGUCAGAUGUAGUAGUUGGUCUGGAAUCAUUUAUUGGUUCUGAGAGAGAAACUAACCCAUUGUAUAAGGAUUAUCAUGGAUUGAUUCAUAUACGGCAGAUUCCUCGGCUUAAUAACUUGAUCUGUGAUGAAUCAGAUGUCAAAGACUUAGCUUUUAAAUUAAAAAGGAAGCUAUUCACCAUUGAGGCUGGAGUGCAGUGGCACGAUCUCGGCUCACGGCAACCUCGCCUCCUGGGUUCAAGCAAUUCUCCCGCCUCAGCCUCCCUAGUAGCUGGGAUUACAGGCGCCCACCACCACACCCAGCUAAUUUUUGUAUUUUUAGUAGAGAUGGGGUUCCACCAUGUUGGCCAGGCUGGUCUCGAACUCCUGACCUCAGGUGAUUCAUCCGCCUCAGCCUCCCAAAGUGCUGGAAUUACAGGCAUGAGCUACCGCGCCCGGCCUAGGGCUUUGUAUUUCAAAGAGAACAAGUCUAAAGUGGGUGCAAGACAACUACUUGAGACAAGAGAGGAACAUUUAUCCUCCAGGCUUCUCAUACUUACUCAAGCAGAAAGACUCUGCAUGGGGAGAAGGUUCUUUACAGCAUUCCACAUUUUUAAUGAGCUUCCUUGCAAAGGCGACUGCAUUUGCCUCCAGACUUGUCAGACACAGUGAGCCGCUCAAGCAAAAUGGAUCUGGCAGAAUCCGCCAAGCGGCUGGGCCCAGGCUGUGGCAUGAUGGCCGGAGGCAAGAAGCACCUGGACUUCUAGGGAUUCCUCCUUAGUCGCUGCAUGCAGAAUUCUAUGACACUCUAAUUAUGAUUGCUAAUAGCUUAUGUAAAUAUUUUUCUUAACAAUUUGACCCUCCACUCCUUGAAAAACACAGGAUUAUAAAAUGGUGCCGCCAUUUCUCAUUUUUUAACUUUUUACAGAACUAGCACAGCAGAAAUACUUUUAAAUUUUUCCUUCAUGCUCUAGAGAAAAUAAUUUUAUUUUUAAAUAAACGCCAAAAAAUGUCAAAAUCUCAAGAUUCCUGACAGUGGUCAUUCGUGUGUGUACUAAGGCAUUUAGUGUCAUGGUAAAGUGCAUGUCACAGCAGGUAGCAUACAAAACAUGAUGAAAUUCAAGAUUGUAUGUGAAAACAUACUUUCUCUUUAUUACAGAAACAGUCACUUGCCACCAAAAAUGCUGUUUUUUAAAUGAAAAUGUGUUUACUAAUAUAUAAAAUAAAUUUGCAUUUAUGUAUCCAGUUAUUAAAUUGAUAAAGACAAAGUAAUAUUUUGGGAUUUAGAUUCCACUAGAGAUAAUUAGUCUACCAUAGUAGUUAUUAAAUAUAAAGAACUUCAGUGAUAGGAAACAUAGAAAAAAGAAGUGGAUGGUCUUUAGUUUAGUAAUCCUAAACAAUUGAAGUCAGUACUAUGAAAUUAUGUCAACAGGCAUCAUUCAGGAUUGAAAUUCAAACUGACAGCUACAUUAAUGCUAGGAUACCAGGAGAAAAACAUAUACUGAAGCUUGUUGAGAGAUUUUACAGAACAUAGGUCUGAGACAAAGUGAAAAAAUGAAACUAACUCAGAUUUCCAUUGCAUCACAUAAAUAUUUUGUUAAUAAUGAACAUUGGUUGAGUGUGUAAAUUUCUAACCAUGUAAACAUGUCUUUGGGGGGUAUAGCAUAUCGAACCAGUUUUCAUAUGAAACAUUAGGUGUUUUAAUUACAAUUCUAUAUUCUCAAAGCUUUUGACAGAUAAUGGAUAAAAAAUGAAAGUUGAAAAGUAACUUGCAUAUUUAAGAGUCUUGAUUUUUUAAAAGGUGUUUAACAUCCAUUGGGAGAAACUGAAUUUCCAAAAUACAUUUUCAAAUGUAUUUAAUAUUUUGAAGCAGUUAUAACUAGCAUUUUUAAGCAGCUUGCUUUUAAUAUACCACAAAUUAUACUUUAUUUGUUCUUGACAACAUUGUAGAAAACAAAGACUAGGUUUUUAAAACUGUCUAACCAAUAUGAUGAAUGUCAGUCACUUAAAAAAACCCACUGUAGCAUAAACACAUACUGUAUACAGCUUUUAUUCAGAAUUAGAAUAAUUGAAUCAAUGACAGUGAUUUGCCAGGAUGUCAAAUCUCUCCAUCAUAUCCUGUCACUACCAGUUUAUUUUUUGUGAUCAAAAUCAAAAAGACAACUAUUUUGUCACCCGCUAUUUCAUUAGUACUAAAAAUCAGGUUUCUUAUUCUAUUUUUUUAGAAUGUCGGGUUUAUUUUUUUCAUUUCUUUUAAUUCUAAAGACACAGAUUCUUCCCCAUUUUCUUUUCAAAAUAAAGUUUCAGAAUUGAUCUGUCAGUUAAAAUUAAAGGGCUUUAUAUUAAGCAAAGGUGCUUUUAAAUUUUAAAGCAACUUCAAAAAAUUGAUUUAGUCCAUAGAUAAUAAAUAAUGUUGUGCGGAUACUCCACAAAAGCUCUGCUAUGUCCUUUGAAAGCAUUAUGAACAUUCUGAAUAAAUUCAAAUGAGUAUUUUAGUCAGUUUAUUAUUUUAAUAACUCUAACCUUUUUCUUACCGUGUUGAUUCAUUUUAUACAACACACAAUGGAACAAUUACAUAGCAUUUGACUUGCUGAAAAAGAGAUACGAGGUCAUCAGAUAUGUAAAUUGCUUGUCAAAAUACUUAAUAGGUCAUUGAUAUACUUCCCUGGCUACCAUGUCUAUAAAAUUAACAGCCAAUUACUAGUUAAUAUAUGCUUUGCAAAUAGAUAACUACUAUAAAAAUUGAAUAUGCAUAUUUGAACCCUUAUUUUAAAUAUAAAAGAAACUUUUCAAACUCAGUAAAAGUGCAUUUUGAAUAAUAAGUGUACCUGGGCUUUCCAAAAAUCAUAUCCAAGUGCUUUGUUUUUCUAAUUCACUGGGCCGGCUUUGUAAAAAUAAGCUACUGGAGAGGGGUGUGUAUUUUUGUCUUCCUCUGAUAAAAACGCACUCUGAAAAUGUGUUUUCCUUUCUUCUGGAAACAUUAUUUGUUACUCAUUAUGUUAAUAACUUACUACAUAAACAUAUCUCUCUUCAAUAAUGCUACCUUAGGUAUAGACACCAUUUUGAUACAUUAUGAAAUAUACACUCCAUUAACAGAUUUUUUUUAAUUAUCAGCUUGACUCAAAGAUAUAAAUACUUAAGAACAAUGCCAAACGUAAUAUCUGAAAUGAUAUCUUUUAAGUGUUUCUAGUAUAUGAACUUCAAAACCCUAUAUGGUACUCAUUUCUUACACUAGAUUUGCCUUUCUUUAACAUGAGAUAAAUAUUUUGACUACUGCAGUUUGCUCAGGUGCUCGGGUUCUAAGACUUUUUGAAUUUCCUUUUAGUAGCCACCAUACAAUAUCUACUUUUCUCUUCCAUUUAUUCCUUAUGUCCACCUCCAGGAUCUUUAAAUACUAACAGUAGACAAAAUAAAACUACUUUAGAAGGAAGCGACACUCUGCAAUCAAUUCCCUGUCCAUCUUUUAACAAAUCAGACACACAUAGGCAUACAAAAGGAGAGUGGGGGGACCCCCCUAUUCAUUUGUUUAAGCCCAUUAUUAAUGUCAUUUCUAAGACAGCAUGUUACUGCUUUCCAAAGAUAGUCACCGUCAACAUUAUUGAAAUAAGCAGUACUAACCCUAAGUACUUACACUUUGAACUUUAAAACCGAGCAGUUGAGUCAUUCAGUACCAAGCCAAAACACAGAAAAACAAAAAAGCAGAUGAGGUUUAUUCUUGAGAAAUGAAAAAGAGAAGAAUAUAUAUUUCGCCUUGGUGAGCCAAACAUACAGAGAAGAAAAGGCUUUUUAAAAUCUUACUAGUAUGAGAGGCCCAGAGUAAAAAGAAAUAAGCAAAAGAAUAUAGACACAAUCCUAAGAUGACAUUCACAGAACAAAGCUGAAUCUUCAAAUAAUACUGUAUGAGUGAAUCUUAGGAAACCUAGUGAUGAUAGUAAGAAGAAAUGGCAGUGAGCUGUAGCAAGAAACCAGUUGUUCACCAUUUAAGGGUUAGGAGGCAUAGCUUUGGGGGAAAAAUAUUCUAGAAAUUCAUUGCAGUAAAAUGCAUUUUUUUACUUAGAGCAGUUUGAACGUUUAUUACUUAAAACAUUCAGCUCUUAUUCUAUUCACCUGGUUUUCCCAAGUCAGUCAAGUUUGGAGAAAAAAUUUAGACGUUUAGUCCUGGGAUUCUACUGAAGUCUUCACAAAUAAUCUCCAUCCUGGAAGAUGGUGUCAAAACAUCCCUGCAGAUACCCCAUUGAUAAAUAUAUAAAUAUAUGUAUCGUUAAAUAAAUAAUAAACAAAAAUUAUUUCAACAAUGAGUAAAAGGCCAACUCCCAGGCACUGCUACCACACAGAGCCUGCCAUGCUGUCCCCAAGAGAGUGCCUGGAGCUCUGUUUGGAAGGACAGCUCAUGUCCCUAGGGUGUGGGCAGAAGGCAAGGCAGCCGUUCCCAUCCUGCCGGACCAGAGGGCUUCUGCAGCUGAGCAGCCGCUUCUUCAGACUAUACCAGACUGUGCUACUUUGCCCUGGCAAUCCUGACCUUCAGAGCACACAUAUACGUGCCCAAGUGCACACAUACAGACCCUCCGCUCCCACGUCACUCCUUUUCUCCCAUUCCCACCUCUUGCACCUGGCGUGCGACAUCCGGGUCUCCAAAGUCUCUGCUGUCUACACAACAGAACCGUGGGCCGGAACUGGCUGCCUGACCGUGGUGGAAAUUACAGCCAGCGAGAAGGAAGAAGUAAGCCAGCCAGCAGCUGUGGCAUGCACUCCCACAUAGCCCUUCUCUGACAGUUCCCUCAGCACACAGCCCUCAGGGAAUGUAGGCUGCAAAAUGUCAGGAGGUAGAAAUGUCUGCACCGGCAAUUGUACCAACAGUGCGUAUGUGUGCUCACUCCCCUGCAGAAAUGUGCUGCUGUGCAGUGCAGGCUGACACUGAACAAAACUACAUGCACACAUACAAAAACUGCAACUUAGGAAGGUGUCUCCAAAUGUGCAGCAACUCUGGUGGAAUAAAAUUAUUAGUAUAUUUCAUGCCGGAGCAAUGAAUCUCAAUUAUCUGUUCACAAGUAAUUCCUUAACUAAAAAACAGUAGAUAUUGAACGAGAAGGUCAUGUUUAAAUCCUUCCAUUAAUUUCUACAUUUCUGAUCAUUUGCUUUUGGGGAUUUUUUUAAAGCAGAGUAUAAUUCAGUGGAAGUGUGUCUUUGUCCCCAGAGGUUUCUGCAUGUGCAAGCAUUUUAAUCUAGACUGCCAGAACCCCCAGGCUUUUUAGUGAAGUUUGCAGAGGAAGACUUAUCUGUAUUGACUUAUAUGUUGCACAGAACAAAUGAAAGUCUCAGACAGUCCUUUUUUACCCAACAAAGGCUUAUUUUUUUCCAUCCUUUGCUUGGGCUCAAGCACUCCUGCCCUGCGUGCCUCCACUUUAAACAUGAUCAGAACUGUGCUUCAUUGCAAAUAACAACUGACCAACAAUGGGCCCUGCUUCAUAGAUUUGGGAAUGUUUGGCUUAAGCUGCCAAUGACUGAAGGCCUUUAAUUCCCACCGGCCAGUCACAGUCUGCUUUGUUGUUGUCUGUUGAUGUGUCUGUGCUCAUUAUUCCUUGACAUGCAACAUCCCCCCUCCACCCUCCAACCAUCCACAACCGCACAGAAAGCAAGAUUCAAAUGGGAACAGCUGUAGUGGUUCAAUGGGAAAUGAUGCCUCUUGUGCAAAGGGGAGGGAGACAGAAAAGGGAGAGGGCCUAUUUGAAAAAGGCAACAGCUUUCAGAAAGUCUCCUUUAAGAAAUCUACUUUUGAAUAUACUUCAGUGAAAUCAUUGUUGAAAUAGGCUGACAAUGGAAAUCUGCCCAGAUUGAAAAUGCCAGUCCUAAUUCAAAAAACAAUUCCUAGCUAAUCGCUUGUUGCAUUUUUAAAUUAUUUCUAGACUUUGAGCUUUAGAAUUAAAUGGCUAACUGGGAAAUGUUACCAUUUUGUAUAUAUGUUGUGGGUAUAAAUGGGCACAGAUCUACACCCUGCUGUAAGUGGAAUUUUUUUCUAACACGUUUUUGAUUUAUGGUAUCUAUAAGGAUUAUUUUUUAAGGAUCAUCAGGAUGUAAAACAGAGUGUGUGUGAAAGUAACCAUUGGUUUAGAAUGUUGAUCUAACAUGGAAAUAAAAUUUGUAACACCACACUAUAAGGUUAAAAAGAAAACUGUAUAAUAAAGGAAAUACAAAGGCUUUGGCAUGGUUUUUUACAAUCAACAAUGGUUAAUUUUGAUAUGUAGUUGUGAACAACUUCAAAACACUUAAGUUUAAAACUCUUGCAAGCACUUUUAAUUGAUUAGGAAUGAACUCUAGAUGCACAAAAUGAUUGGACCGUGAACAGUAAUACAACUAUAUCUAAGAACAAUUAACUUUUGCUGGCCAAAAAAGAAACGUAUGAUUGCAUGAAAAUGUGUAUAAAACAUCUAUAUUCUUGUCAAAUAUAAAUGAAAUUAACUUUAUUAUAGAAAUCAUUCUGAGGAUUUCUAGGGAAGACAAAUACUUACAUUUUGACAUAAAACAAAUUGGAUUAUAUCGAAGACACACUCUACCUUUUAGCUAUCAACUUUUUUUCUUCCUUGAAUUUAUAUCUUACCCUUUUUUGCACAUAAACUUCAUCUGUUAACAACCUUUGGAAAACCAACAGAUAUUUCUGACAUAAAUCUAGUGCAUGUUGUUCCAGGUUUAAUUAUAUGCAAAGGAAUGAUACAAACUUGGAACAUCAGUCCAUAAACUAUGAACAGAUGGGUAGAAGUAUUCGAUAUAUCUUGAUAAAACUCUUAAAUUCGUGGCAAAGCUUGUUGAUCAUGGUUUUCUUUUUAAAAAAAAAAAAAACAACUUCAUGACCAACACAGAUCAAACAUCCAUCCAGUCUACAUUGUUCUUUUUUUCAUUAUAACAUACAAAUGCCCAUUUACAAAUAAUACACCAAAAUGAAUAAAAGUUUGGAUACCAAAAUGAAGAUUUGUUCCAACUGAUAUCGUGCCUUCUGUAUACAAAGGUCCUUGUUUCAAGUCCAUUCCUUCCCCAGUGGUACAAUACAGGACACAAUUGUAGAACUGAAGCGGCUCUAACAGCCAUUUUUCUUUCUUUCCUGAAAGCUCAACUGUUGUGUCCCCAUAGUCACUGACUGAAUUAACACAAUAUUUCCUUUCCUUUUUUUUUUUUUUUUUUUUUUUACUGUAAUCUUGGCCAGUAUUGAGACAUAUCAGGUUCACUUCCGGGAACUUGAACUGGAACUGACACACCAGGGGAAAUGAGUCCUAGAAGUGGAUGAAAGAAAUAGCCAUGUAGAUAUUCCCUUUGAGAAACAGACAUGGAAUACAAAUUUAUAGGUUUACAAAAAAAAAAAAAAAAAAAAAAACUAAUACUUUCUAACAUUUUUUACUGUAUUAAAAUCACUUCAAUUGUUACAAAUAAAAGUAGCACCUUCAGAAACUAGACAAUAUAUGUAUAUAUACCUAUUGGAUCCCAAGUACCCCCCACCCCAAUCCAAAGGAAAAGAAAAAAAAAAUCCUCUGUUUGUUUGCAUGUUUGGAACUUUUACAAUAAAGCUGUCUCUGGAAAA
Molecule: messenger RNA, 8521 nt
Organism: Homo sapiens (human)
Lineage: Eukaryota; Metazoa; Chordata; Mammalia; Primates; Hominidae
Gene: ELP4
Product: elongator acetyltransferase complex subunit 4
Exons: 12
Coding region: 19-1626 (535 amino acids)
Biological process (GO): tRNA wobble uridine modification
Cellular component (GO): elongator holoenzyme complex; cytoplasm; nucleus
Source: RefSeq, marked reviewed